AUUAUCCAUGAAAGAGCCAGACUAUGUCAAUAUUCAGAGACCUCAUGUUUAUACGAGGAUACAGUUUCAGAGCCCUCAGCUGGAGAACGGAUGCCUAAACCACAGUGUAGGGGAGGAGAAACAAACCAGCCAUCUAAGCAUGUUUACUUCCAGCAACAAGGAAGUUUUAACUUGUCCCUAAGUGGUGACUCAGUGGGUUGGGACUAUAAAAGUAAAGGUAGCUGCCCUCUGAAACAUCAGGGAUUCAGACUUCAGAAAUCCAACAUGAUCCAAUCAGGACUUUCAGCUGUUUUCCUUUUCUUGUUGGGUUUGUCAUUUUGCCUGACAAUCCCUAUUCCCCUUGAAGACAGCCAUGAAUUCACAGAAAAGGACCUUCAGUUUGCAGAGCGCUAUCUCAGGACUCACUAUGAUCUCCAUCCGAAUCCUGCCGGCAUAAUGAGGAAGAGUGGAAACACAAUGGCAGCUAAACUUCGGGAAAUGCAAGCUUUUUUUGGCUUGGAGGUGACAGGCAAACUAGAUGAAGAAACAUAUGAGCUGAUGCAGAAACCAAGAUGUGGUGUCCCAGAUGUGGGGGAAUAUAACUUUUUCCCUAGAAAACUCAAAUGGUCAAAAAUGAAUUUGACGUACAGAAUUAUGAAUUACACUUCAGAUCUGAGACGCAAUGAAGUAGACAGAGCUUUCAAAAAAGCAUUUAAAGUUUGGUCUGAUGUGACGCCACUGAACUUCACCAGAAUACGAAGUGGUGUAGCUGAUAUCAUGAUCUCCUUUGGCACCAAAGAACAUGGUGACUUUUACCCUUUUGAUGGACCCUCUGGAUUACUGGCACAUGCUUUUCCCCCCGGCCCAGACUAUGGAGGAGAUGCUCAUUUUGAUGAUGAUGAAGUUUGGUCAGAUGAUUCUAAAGGCUAUAACUUGUUUCUUGUUGCUGCCCAUGAAUUUGGUCAUUCACUGGGACUUGAACACUCUAGAGACCCUGGAGCUUUGAUGUUCCCAAUCUACACAUACACCGGAAAAACUGGUUUUGUGCUUCCUGAUGACGAUGUGCAAGGGAUCCAAGAGCUCUAUGGUGCUGGAGACAAAGAUCCCAACCCAAAACAUCCCAAAACACCCGAUAAAUGUGAUGUAGAAUUAUCACUUGAUGCAAUAACAGAACUUCGUGGAGAAAUGCUGGUCUUCAAGGACAGGUUUUUCUGGCGACUUCACCCUCAGAUGGUUGAGGCAGAACUGGUGUUACUUAAGUCCUUUUGGCCAGAGCUUCCAAAUAAAAUAGAUGCAGCUUAUGAAAAUCCCAUCAAGGAUCUUGUGUUCAUGUUUAAAGGAAAGAAAGUCUGGGCUUUGAAUGGCUAUGACAUAGUUGAAGACUUCCCUAAAAAGAUAUAUGAAAUGGGAUUCCCAAAAGAAAUGAAAAGAAUAGAUGCAGCCGUACAUGUCAAAGACACCGGCAAGACUCUCUUUUUUACUGGAAAUAAGUACUGGAGUUAUGAUGAAGAGGCAGAAGUUAUGGAAGAAGGCUACCCCAAGCUGAUAGAGGAAGAAUUCCCAGGAAUUGGUGAUAAAGUGGAUGCAGUCUAUGAAAGAAAUGGUUACCUCUACUUCUUCAAUGGACCACUGCAGUUUGAAUACAGCAUCUGGAGUCAAAGAAUUGUCCGUGUCCUGCAUACUAACUCCCUAUUUUGGUGCUAAUUACAGCUGAGUGCCAUGUCAUAGGCUGCAGAGCAGCUUGUAGCUCAUAGGAAUGUUAAUAAAGUGGGCAUUUAGGUUUACCAGAGGACAGCAAGGUUCUAUGAACAGGUACUAGGCUACCUACCACCAAAUGUACACUGUAUAUAUGGACUUACACAGCUGCAUGUCAGUCUGGAAUUGAUUUGACUUAAAAGGAAAGGAGAAAAGAAGUCAUUAGGAUUUCAAGAUGCAUUACACCAUUUGAAGUUUGUCUAGUAUUGAAGUGAUGCUGGAUACAUCACAUACUUACAUGAACACUAAUGAUUCCCAGUAUUCUGAGUACACCUAGCACAUUUCAAGGAUCUCCU
This is a messenger RNA of Catharus ustulatus (Swainson's thrush), 2030 nucleotides long. Its product is annotated as collagenase 3-like. The record is from RefSeq and is a predicted model, not a curated record. Gene Ontology annotation, cellular component: extracellular matrix. The transcript has 11 exons. Gene Ontology annotation, biological process: proteolysis; collagen catabolic process; extracellular matrix organization. Gene Ontology annotation, molecular function: zinc ion binding; metalloendopeptidase activity. Bases 91 to 1683 code for a protein of 530 amino acids. Lineage: Eukaryota; Metazoa; Chordata; Aves; Passeriformes; Turdidae.